This is a messenger RNA of Priapulus caudatus, 2167 nucleotides long. Its product is annotated as protein LTV1 homolog. The transcript has 10 exons. Gene Ontology annotation, cellular component: nucleus; preribosome, small subunit precursor; cytosol. Gene Ontology annotation, biological process: ribosomal small subunit export from nucleus; ribosomal small subunit biogenesis. NCBI's taxonomy places the organism in Eukaryota, Metazoa, Priapulida, Priapulimorpha, Priapulimorphida, Priapulidae. The coding region runs from base 31 to 1440 and encodes 469 amino acids. The record is from RefSeq and is a predicted model, not a curated record.
UCACCUACGAGGCAUUUAUCGCGAACAUUGAUGCCACGAAAAUCGAAACCAUUCAUAGAUAAGAAGAAGGCUGUUACAUUCACCCUUGUCCAUCGAAGUCAGAAGGAUCCCCUGCAAGCAGAUGAUACAGCGGGUCAACAUGUGUUACUCCAAGGAGCGCCGAGAGAGGCAAACGUGGAUGAAAAGAAGUUGGAAGAACAACGCAAAUUCGGAGUGUUUUUCGAAGACAACUAUAACUAUCUACAACACCUCCGGGACGCCGACGAGGUAGUCUCCCUCGAACCCGUUGGCCAAUCUACCGUUGGUGGACAACGGUUAACUAAAGACUCGGCGUGUGCCACAGACAAAGAUGGCAGUGGUCAGCCUAAAUUAGAGUUGCCGUCGUCAGUUUUUGGAUCAGAAGUUGAGCACAAGGUUGGCUUGCUUAACAAAGCAGCCCCGAGUUCAGGCCCAAAAGUCGACUGGGACCCAGAUAUUGUCGCCGCCUUAGAUGACGAUUUCGACUUCGAUGGUUUAGAUAAUCAGUUGGAAGAUGAUUUUAUCGUCAAGGCUAAUGCACCUUUACAAGAAACGGACGAAGUUACAGCGGAGAAAGCCAGUGGAUCAGAUUACCUGAGCAGCAAUGAUGGGGAUUGGGACACAGACGAUGAUGAAGAGGAUGGAAGAGAGAAAGCAUUUUGGGGCGAGGAAACUAGGUCUAGAUUCACUGACUACUCGAUUAGUUCAUCUGUGAUCAGGCGGAAUGAAGGACUAACACUUCUAGAUGACCGAUUCGAGAAGAUAUUUGAGGAGUAUGAUGAGGAGGAGAUUGGAGCGUUGGACCAGGAAGAACUUGAGGGAUGUAUUCACCCUGGGAGUGAAGUUCUCAACAGUGUCCUAGAUGGUUACGAAAAAGAACAGCAGGCAAAUAAAUGCAAAGAGAUUGCGUCGAAGCCUAUCCAUACAGCUGGAGAGGAAGAGCUGAGUAGUACUGAGGAUGAGGAUGAGGCAGAGGAGUUAGUGAAGAUGGUGCAGCCAGAGAAGGAACAAUGGGAUUGUGAAUCUAUCCUUAGCACCUACUCCAACCUAUACAAUCAUCCAAAAGUUAUCAAGGAGCCAUCUAAGCCAAAGGCAAUCAAACUGAAUGCAAGAACUGGAAUUCCUAGUGACGUUCUUAAAAAGAGGGGUCUCACGCAACGACAGCUUAGGGAUCUGGAAAAUCAGCCUGAAAAAGAUGUAAAUGAGAUUGAGAUGGCAGCACCAUCUAGUGCACGACGAAACGAUGAGACACCUGAAGAGCGCAAGCAGAGAAAAUUGGCAGUGAAACAGGAAAGGAAGGAAAGGCGGCAAGAGAAGAAGCUGAACAAGAUGGCGUUUAAAGAAGAAGAGAAGCGACAAAGCAAGAUGAACGUAGCCUCGCAGAUAAACCAAAACAGCAUCAAGUUAAAUGAAGGGUUAUAGCAUAAAUUAGGAACAAAAUUAGGGCCAUUUUAUAGAGAAAAAUGUACUGACGUAUUUAAGAGAUCCCUGUCUUAUUUUCUAAUAGACAGUUCAACAUCAGCAAUGGUACACUUGUCACUUAUGGUCCCAUGGGUGCAGCCUGUUGUUUUAUAAUAUGCAGAAAGCCUGAUUUGGCUACGUGCAUCUCUGCAAAGGAACCUUCAACCCUCCCUAAUAAUAAUGAUAGGUUCUUUGCGUAAACUUCUCUAAGAUAUCAGGCAUAAUGCAUGAUGUUGGUUAUAACAUGUUGGAUGGUGCAACUAAGGUAUCAUGACAAGUGGAUGAUUGUGUACUGUGUUACUGGUGUCUGUAUAUUGUGAUAAAUGUCCAUAAAAUGAUCCAGGUAGUCUGCUAUACUAGGUGCUGCGGCACUCAUAUAUUAUUUUUGAAAUGCUACUGGGUGCUGCUGGUGAUCUUAACACUAAGUAACAGUUGUACUUUCAUGAAUAUCAAUAACAUCAGAUAAAAAAUUCCCUAAUAUAGUGUGCAUGCUUUCUAAAUCACUGUUCUCCAUGCGAGUAGUCGCAAUGAUUUCAAAAACUGGUGUCAUUCAAAAAUUGUGACGUAACAUUGUUGUCGCAACAGCUGGUAGCUUUUUUAAAGUCUUUUUUGGUAUUGUAGAUCUGUUAAUGGUUUUGUGUAUAAAGAAAUACAUCAUUACAUGUAAAUAAACAACGUCUCAAAUUAA